GUUUUUCUUAUUAUAAACAUUAACAAUAUUAUUGUAAUUGACUCAACAUAUAAAAAAAACAAAAUGGUAUAGUUUUUAUAUAAUUUGUUUGUAAAAGAAAAUAAAAAUGUGGCCUCUCUCCAUUUAGCUCUUCUCUCUGCAAAGCUUUACCACACAAUAGUCUCCUUGUGUUUCUCUUUAUAUUUGUCUCUAUAACUCUCUUUCGUUAAAGUUUCAUAAAACCUCAACGAACUCCUUCCAUGGCAGCAGGACUAUCAACAAUCGCCGUAACACUCAAACCACUCAACCGCUCUUCUUUCUCCGCAAACCACCCUAUAUCCACCGCAGUUUUCCCUCCAUCUCUAAGAUUCAACGGCUUCCGACGUCGAAAGAUUCUCACCGUUUGUUUCGUCGUGGAAGAACGGAAACAAAGCUCUCCCAUGGACGAUGACAACAAACCAGAAAGCACGACAAGCUCUUCUGAGAUCUUGAUGACGUCGCGGCUUCUCAAGAAAGCGGAGAAGAAGAAAUCAGAGAGGUUCACUUAUUUAAUAGCAGCUGUGAUGUCGAGCUUUGGUAUCACUUCUAUGGCUAUAAUGGCUGUUUAUUACCGAUUUUCUUGGCAAAUGAAGGGAGGUGAAGUGUCUGUGUUAGAGAUGUUUGGUACAUUUGCUCUUUCCGUUGGUGCUGCCGUUGGGAUGGAGUUUUGGGCAAGAUGGGCUCAUAGAGCUCUUUGGCAUGAUUCUUUAUGGAACAUGCAUGAGUCACAUCACAAACCAAGAGAAGGAGCGUUUGAGUUAAACGAUGUGUUUGCUAUAACAAACGCGGUUCCUGCGAUUGGUCUACUCUAUUAUGGAUUCUUGAAUAAAGGACUUGUUCCUGGUCUCUGCUUCGGUGCCGGACUGGGAAUAACGAUGUUUGGAAUGGCUUACAUGUUCGUUCACGAUGGACUUGUGCACAAGAGAUUCCCUGUAGGUCCCAUUGCCAACGUUCCUUACCUUCGAAAGGUCGCCGCCGCUCACCAGCUACACCACACAGACAAAUUCAAAGGUGUACCAUAUGGGCUGUUUCUUGGACCAAAGGAAGUAGAAGAAGUGGGAGGAAAAGAAGAGUUGGAGAAAGAGAUAAGCCGGAGAAUCAAAUUAUACAACAAGGGUUCUUCUACCUCUUAAUUGCUACAAACCCAAUUUUACUUCUUUGAUGUUUUUGUAAUACAUUUUGGGACUAGUCUUUCUUUUAGUAUAUAUAAAAAAUGACGUAGAAGAAAGAGUCAGGCUAAUAAAGAUUUAG
Molecule: messenger RNA, 1269 nt
Organism: Arabidopsis thaliana (thale cress)
Lineage: Eukaryota; Viridiplantae; Streptophyta; Magnoliopsida; Brassicales; Brassicaceae
Gene: BETA-OHASE 2
Product: beta-carotene hydroxylase 2
Exons: 7
Coding region: 240-1151 (303 amino acids)
Cellular component (GO): chloroplast membrane
Molecular function (GO): oxidoreductase activity; beta-carotene 3-hydroxylase activity
Source: RefSeq, marked reviewed